This is a messenger RNA of Plodia interpunctella (Indianmeal moth), 3954 nucleotides long. Its product is annotated as phospholipase A2 group XV-like. The coding region runs from base 361 to 1572 and encodes 403 amino acids. Lineage: Eukaryota; Metazoa; Arthropoda; Insecta; Lepidoptera; Pyralidae. The record is from RefSeq and is a predicted model, not a curated record. The transcript is spliced from 7 exons. Gene Ontology annotation, biological process: lipid metabolic process.
AGCUCAGUGAUUACAAAGUUAUUUUGAAUUGAAAGUGGUUUGCUUGCAGUGGUUUGUUUCUCUUGAUGUCUGGUCUGACUGAAUUUCAAUUGAUUGUUUACGAUCUGAUUUAUGUGUUUUUGUUGUCGCUACGUAAUUAAUAAUAUUGUUAUCUAUCGUAUGUUUACUCCUAUCAGCGUUAACCUCUCGUAGCCGCAACUUAUAUUGUCGUACGAGACUCGACGUCAGUCUCACACCAUUUAUUACAUCGAUCGUUUGUCUAAAUUACGUAAAAACAAAAGGAAACCAGUUUCGCGAACUUUUCUGCUCAGUUCUAUUAGAUUGCUGCAUGAUUCGGACGCCAAAAAUAUUUAACAUAAAAUGUGCGGUAUGAAAUUAUUUUUAGGUUUUCUAUUUACAUACUGUUUCCUGGCGCAGAAUUCUUUUGGUUUAUCACCGGUUAUUUUAAUUCCAGGCGAUGGUGGGAGUAGAUUGGAAGCGAAAUUGAAUAGGACUACAGUUGUUCAUUAUAUCUGUGGCAAAAUAUCGGAUUACUUCAACAUUUGGCUGAACCUUGAGUUGCUGGUGCCUAUUGUCAUUGACUGUUGGGUGGACAACACCAGGCUAGAGUAUGACAACGUCACGAGAACCACGAGGAACCCUCCAGGAGUGGAGAUCAAGGUGCCAGGCUGGGGGGACCCAGAGACUGUGGAAUGGAUAGACCCGUCCCACGAGUCUCCGGGGGCCUACUUCAAUAGCAUUGCUGAUGCUUUGGUCAAGAUUGGUUAUGUCCGGAAUGUGUCCAUCAGGGGAGCUCCAUACGACUUUAGAAAAGCCCCAAACGAGAACGGAGAAUUCUUCAUCAAGCUCAAAACCCUGGUAGAGGAAGCGUACACCACAAACAACAAGACAGCUGUGACGCUGCUGGUGCACAGCAUGGGCGGCUCCAUGGCGCUGCACUUCCUGAGGCUGCAGACGCAGGCCUGGAAGGACCAGUACAUCAGGCGGCUGGUGUCACUGUCCACGCCCUGGGGCGGCUCCAUGAAGGCUGUCAAGGUGUUCGCUAUAGGCGACGACCUCGGCUCGCUGAUGUUGCGCGAGAGCAUAAUGCGCACACAGGAGAUCACGUGUCCGUCGCUGGCGUGGCUCAUGCCGUCGCCGUUGCUGUGGAAGCCCAACGAGGUGCUCGUCCAGACCGACAAGUAUAACUACACCAUCGGAGAUGUUCAAAAGUGGUUCACUGAUAUGGAGCUGCCGGACGCGUGGGAGAUGUUCAAGGACACGCAGGCCUACAAGAGCGACUUCACGGCGCCCGGCGUCGAGGUGCACUGUCUGUAUGGGUACAACAUCUCUACUGUUGAGAAACUAGUUUACAAGCCGGGCACGUGGCUGGACGGGUACCCGACGCUGUCGCUGGGGGACGGCGACGGCACCGUGAACCGGCGCUCGCUGGCCGCGUGCCAGUACUGGGGCAGGCCGCGCCUCAACCGGGGCAAGCCCGUCAAGGCGCUGGCCCUCGCCAACGCCGAACACCUGAAGAUACUCCACGAUCCCCGGGUCAUUGAUUAUGUUAACACCGUCAUGGCUUUUUGAGGUUAGUUGUGCGAUGUAUUUAUUUUGAAGUGAAUAUUAUAUUAUGUUAUGAUAUAAUGUUGUCCGAGAUUGUAAUAUGCGUUGUGAAUACGAUCUUUAACUGAUAAGUUUUUUAAUAAGGAGGGUAGUGCAAUUAUCUCAAUUCUAGCGAAGCUGUGGACAAAGUCUCGUUCGGUUAAAAUUCCAGUGUAACAGAUUAUUUUGUGAGGGUAGAUCUAAUAAUCGUGACGUGAUCAUCACCUUUCUCUAAGCAUCUUGCGCCGUAGAGGAUUGAAGCCCAAGUUCCAUUUCACAUCUUUUCAGUCUUUGGCAUCCUAAAAGGUAGGUUUAGACGGAGGAUAUUUUUAGCCAAUAUAAAAAUAAAUAUUUAAAUAGGCGCUGGGAUAGCGAGAAACACGGGCGGAGGUCACUAGCGCCAAAAACAUCGGCGCGUGUUCUAUUCCGUGCCAACGCUGGCGUGUCGCGAAAAAACGGCCCUGAAAGUGUUUAUAUGGUGCCUUUUUAAGGCGCCGUAAUUUAGGCGGCUGAAAAUAGUCUCCGUCUAAACCUACCAAAUCGUCAGACUAUUCAACAAACCAGCUCUUUUUGAAAAUCAUAACAAUAACACAAUUUUUAUAUCCAUUUAAUUUAUUCUAUCAACGGACUUAUUGCACCAGCCGUUAAUUAUUUUUGUUAAUAAUCAAUAGCACCAUACGUUUAAUUAUUUUUGUUAAUAAUCAAUAGCCGGUUAUCACCAUAUCGACCUUUCCUCUAUAGCCAUAGAGUAUACAUUUUCGCAUAUUUUUCGCGGCUUACUAAUAAAAUAUGAAAUCCAAAAAUAAAUUAAGUUUCUUUACAAGCAUUUAAACAUAUCAAUUCUUUGUCACUUGAACAAAUAAUUUCCAUUCAUUUAAAAUGGUGUUUUGUGAUAUCCAACAGUGGAAUUUUACUUGUGAUGGAUAUCAUAUAAAUUUUGGUGCGUGUUUUUUUUUUAUAAGAGUCAUUCUUGCCUUACCUAGCGGUAUUACAAUUAUUACCUACCGAAUUAUUUACAAUAGUUUCGUAAGGAAUCAGUAUGAAACAUAUACAAAACAUAAUAUGCUAUUUUAAAAUAAAACAAUUUUUGUUUAUAAGAACAAAUAUUUACAAAGACCUAAUCUUCUUCAUAGUCGUAUUCCUCAUGUCUGAGGGUCGUGGUUAUUACGUGGAAUGAAACACACACAACAACUUUCUUGGCAUUAUUAAUGGAUUAUGUAUGGAGAGAAUGUAUGUGAAAUGGAGAAGGCAAUAAGUUAAUAAGAAUCAACCAGUGUGCAGGUUUCCUCACGAUGUUUUCCUUCACCGGACCUUAUAUACUGUAAGAGUGAAUACACUGAAAAGACCUCAUACACUGUAUUUAUUUGGUUGCACAUAGAAUGUAUAACAAUACUUGUGGUCAUAAUUACUAAAUUAGAUUUCUUGUACAUUCUCUCCAUUAAGUAAUUUAUAUUUCUAGGUUUAUAAUGCCCGAACGUAUUUCUGUGAAUAAUAAAUGUAUUUGAUAUUCGUGGACGAUAUUGUUAACUCGGCUAUAGCAGAACACAGAUUUUAUUACAAAUUAAGAAUUAUAGAAAAUCAAAUCUUUAGUUCGCGAUUGCACGUUGGCGAAGUUCAGCUUUAUCCUCCUACAUAUAAAGCUCAAAUUGUAAAGCUACAGAAUAAUGCCGAAAAACAUUGUCUCAAUAAUUUACAGCAUGGCUGUAACUUGCCAACGGGAAAUUCUAACGCGACGUAAUAAUAACACUUGUGUGAACACGGCCUUACAUUGUUAUAUUCUGAACUUCCACGGCUGUGAUAUAAGCUCUCUUUAUAUUUUAUUGUAUUUUAUAUGUCAACAUAUUUCACUGAAGAAUGUAAUCUAAUGUAUAAAUGUGAAAGUGUUUGUUUGUCCGUCUUUCGCAUCAAAACAGAGCAAAUGGAACGAAGUGAUUUUUGGUGUGGACAUAGUCGGAGAGCUGGAGAGUGUCAUAGGCUACUUUUUGCCGCGGAUGGAGCCGCGGGCAAAAGCUAGUAGUAUAUUUCCCUCUUUAAAUCAUUUACUGAAUAGUUUAUAGCUAAACCAGGGUAGGACACUAGUCUGCAUUGAAAUAAGUUUAAAAUUCUGUUAUAUAAGCCUUAAAGUCUAAUGGGAUUCAAUUAUAUAUUAUUUUUUCUCAUUCUGUACAUAAAGCCAUAUGAAUUGAGGGCACUAAAAUAUAUCGCCCAUUUGUUUCAAUAUUUGAAAAGAUGUGUAUAUUUACUCUUAGGCAAUUCAAAGGAACUCAUUGUUAUAUUUUAAUUUUUCCCAUAACAUAUUUACUAACGAAAAUCGCUAGUUGAAAUGCCAACCAAUAGUUUUAAGAAAUAAAAGAAUAUAGAAAUAAA